Molecule: messenger RNA, 1509 nt
Organism: Penicillium maclennaniae
Lineage: Eukaryota; Fungi; Ascomycota; Eurotiomycetes; Eurotiales; Aspergillaceae
Exons: 2
Coding region: 1-1509 (502 amino acids)
Source: RefSeq, a predicted model, not a curated record
AUGGAAGGAAGACGCAGCAACUUCCUGACGAAGGGGAACCCUAAGAAGGCCCAAUCCAAAAAAGGCAAGAGACAAAACCGGCCAGAGGCUAUUGAGUACGACGACCUGUCCGACGACAAGUCCCAAAUAUCAACGCCUUCUCGUCAUAAAGGAGGUGGGGGAAAUAAGGGCCGACAGCUCGUCCGUUGGGAUGAUGAUCUCGAUAUUCUUCUCCUCAUGACUCUGCAGGCCGUUUGUACCAAAAAUGGCCUCAAACUGCCGUGGGAUAAGGUCGCCCGAGCCAUGGGAGCCAAGUUUACGGAGGGUGCAAUUGUGCAGCACCUGUCAAAGCUCCGUGUCAAACGCAUGUCACAGGACAAACCGGUUCCGCAGCUGCGUGCCCGUCCCAGCGGCGGAAGCAGAAUUAGGCUGAACCGGCGCAAGGCCGUUGAUGACAGCGAGGAUGAGAGCCGGGACAGCAUUGGUAACGAAAGCGACAAGGACAAUGUGAAACGCAGUGCCUUGAAGGGAUCUCAGUCGAAGUCCAGGUCCAAGAAACCAAAGAAUCCGGCAGCCCAAAGCGGCAAGGCCACUGGUCGCAGAAAAAGGAAGGUGGACUUCCAGAGCGACAGCGAUGUAAAGUACGCAGAUGCUCCCUUCCUUGAAAGUGUUCAUGGAGAGCUAACCAAGCCGCGUAGCCUUUCACAUGCUGAUGACAGUGAGGACUUGGACGGGCUUGAAGAGCCGCCCAAGAAGACAGUCUUUUUUGAGUCGACGCCCGGCAAGUACAUUGCUCGCUUUUUGCUCAAGAAGAGCUUCCUUCUGAAGAUGCAAGUUGAGGAAGCGAUGAAAGAAGAGGCUGUGAAAGAAGAGGCCUUGAAAAAAGAGACCAAGCCCAGAUGUCCUCCUGCAAAGCGCCAGAAAUUCUUUGAAGAUCCCAGUGAUGGCUCCUACCCCGACGUUCCCCCGGCCUGGUCUGGAGACACAAUGCAUAUGGCACACCCGCAGAUUCCAAACCUGCUAGAGGACGCCAACAGGCUGGACACCAUUUCUCAAAAUUUUCGAGAUCCUCGCAUUGUUCAACUUAAUCGAAUGGCUCCCUCUGGUUCGUACGACGAAGAUUCGCAGCGCCGGUUUCCCUCAGAUCUCAGCGGCCCUGGCGUUCUAGUACGUGGUCAUUCGCAUGAUUCUCCGCGGGGUCUCUACCAGGCUCUGGCUCCUGUCGGAUCUGUCUCGCAUAUGUAUCUUCAGUCUCCUCGGGUUUCCCGUAUGGUUACUCCGUCCGAAAGCAGCCCAUCUGCGUUCAACUUAUCUUACGGAUAUCCUCCACUCGACCGAAAGAUUCCGCGGCAGCAAACACCUCAGGGACCGUCAUUAUCCCCAGAGCUUAUUGAUCCUCGUAUCUUGGACAGGCCCAUUGUCCCGCGAGAGCCGAGUGAUGACUCUGACAGUGACAGUUUGUUCGCGAAACAAGACCAUGUCCUGUAUAAUUCUGAGCCUCGUUUUAAACAAGAGGAAAAUGGGUGGUGA